CGCACGCACCUGCACGCAGAGCUGCCAGGCAAUCAUGAGUGAUCGAAAGGCAGUGAUCAAGAAUGCGGACAUGUCAGAAGAGAUGCAGCAGGAUGCUGUGGAGUGCGCUACUCAGGCCUUGGAGAAGUACAACAUCGAGAAGGACAUUGCCGCUCACAUAAAGAAGGAGUUUGACAAGAAAUACAAUCCCACUUGGCACUGCAUUGUGGGAAGGAACUUUGGCAGCUACGUGACUCAUGAGACCAAGCACUUCAUCUACUUCUACCUCGGCCAAGUCGCUAUUCUCCUUUUCAAGUCUGGUUAGAACCACGGACUGUUACUGAAACUUGCACCCGGUUACGACUGCACACUAACUCGAGGCAGCCUCCCACCCCAGCCUUCACGAGAAAACCUUUGUCUUCAGGUCUUUUGUUGUAUUGUUAAUGGUCAGGGAUUUUGCUGUAGCAGCUGGUAUUUUCAUUGUGGCUAUAAAAAAGGCAAGAAUGUCUUCCUUGUAUUUAUUUUCUUUCAAAAGACAGCUUCUUUGCUAAUAAAACUGUUGGAACAAGUUCA
This is a messenger RNA of Charadrius vociferus (killdeer), 552 nucleotides long. Its product is annotated as dynein light chain 1, cytoplasmic. The transcript is spliced from 3 exons. The record is from RefSeq and is a predicted model, not a curated record. Gene Ontology annotation, molecular function: dynein light intermediate chain binding; dynein intermediate chain binding. Gene Ontology annotation, biological process: cilium assembly; microtubule-based process. Lineage: Eukaryota; Metazoa; Chordata; Aves; Charadriiformes; Charadriidae. Gene Ontology annotation, cellular component: cytoplasmic dynein complex. The coding region runs from base 35 to 304 and encodes 89 amino acids.